CGUGUAACCAGAUCUGUCAGUAGUAUCAGCUGAUGUUGGUGUCCGUGCAACGACUGUCGGCAGCCUAUCGUAGUAUAGCAACAUCGUAAAUUUCACACACAACCUAUAAGCCACGUUGCAACUGUAUUUACAUUUGGAAAAAGUUCGUCAACAGUGAAAUAGAACAAUAUUUUUAACAUCAUUAUCUAAUAUCACGUUAGUGAAGCAUUGAUGGGAUGCCGUGACUUAUAUAACACAGCAUCAUUUGGACCCAAUUAUUGAUGUUUUUGGAUAUUGCAUAAGACUUUGUCCCUCAAAAAAGCAACUGUCUGUAAAUACCAUCCAAAAUCCAUUGAAGAAUUGAGAACUGCUUCUGUUGCAGAGAAAAUAUUACAGCAUGUAUUUUAAAUACACAAAAACAUGAUUUUACAAGAAUUGAAUUGUGGAUUGAACUACAGCAUUAAAUGUUAAGAGCCACGGAUAAAUGCAAUCUACCAAGGACAGAUAACACAACAAGGUAUUGAAUAUUGGACACGUUUUAUCAAUAAGUGGUUCAAUGAGUGAACAAAGCCUCAUAAGUGAUCAGGCACCCAACAUGAGGUUCUCGUUUCCUGGGUCCAAGGGUAACCUGUACUACUCUGUCUUUGCCGCUGACUUGGCAUCGGCAGCAGCAGGCACUCACUUCAGCUGGUCUUCCCCAACUUUGCCAAAGUUAGAGGCAGCAGACUCAUGGUUGCCGAUCAACUCAGAUCAAGCAUCAUGGAUCGGCUCUCUGACGGCACUGGGCACCGUGUUUGGUCCUUUCCUAGGAGGUUGGUUGGUCAACACAAUCGGGCGACGUUGGACAAUAGUGACCUCAGUAAUGAUUUGUCUUGUCGCUUGGAUAAUCCUCCUCUUCGCCAACUCCGUCUGGAUAAUAUACAUCGGGAGAUUCAUUGGGGGUGCGGGUGGAGGCAUUGCCUUUCUCGCUUGCCCCAUGUAUGUAGCCGAAAUCUCUGAGGUAUGUGUUUGGGAAUAAACAUUUUUAUAUAUA
Molecule: messenger RNA, 1012 nt
Organism: Homalodisca vitripennis (glassy-winged sharpshooter)
Lineage: Eukaryota; Metazoa; Arthropoda; Insecta; Hemiptera; Cicadellidae
Product: solute carrier family 2, facilitated glucose transporter member 8-like
Exons: 4
Coding region: 536-997 (153 amino acids)
Biological process (GO): transmembrane transport
Cellular component (GO): membrane
Molecular function (GO): transmembrane transporter activity
Source: RefSeq, a predicted model, not a curated record